AGAUCAAGGCCCUAGAGACCCCUAGUAGAUUAUUAAUGAAUAUGACUAAGUUCCAAGCCCUCUACAAGAGCCCUUGUCACAAUAUGGGAUGACACUUGAAGACACAUGCAUUCAGUUCACAAAAUUGCGGCUCUGCGAGCUGAAGUCCUGCAGAUCCAGUGUACUAGACCUUCGAUAGUCUGAGGCUGCCUACCAGUUCACCAGAACCAGCUAGUGGUGACGUCGAAUCAACUGCAUAGAUACAAUAUGUGAGAGCGGGGUUGGCGACAAAUAAUUCGGAUUGUGAUGUUGGCAGAUGACAGGCUACAUGGUGUUUCAGCUUGCUUCUCGUAACGACUAUUGCGAAAGAGGGAGAUCACAAGCCUGAUAGUAAUCGGCAAGAAGUAACCAUGCUAAAGGGAGUGCUUCUGAUAGACUACAACUGACUUAUAAAAGCCAUGCCGGUUGAUACUGCACGAUUAUUACUUCUCUAAGCUUCGAGCAACUUGUUAGCUUUCUCUGUGUUGUCGUUGACUAAUUAUCUACAACCUCGACCAUUUGGGUCUCGUUCACUUACCUUAAAUUUCACAAUGACUCAACAAUUCGAGUUUCAGUCACGCCUCAAGGUGAAUCUAAAGACUGCAGAUGGAUUCUACGACCAGGGCAUGGCCGUAACCCAAGGCAUCAUCAACUCCAGCUUCGAAGGCCUAUACAACAGGUACCCUGACCUGCAGAAGAUCGAAUGGGACAAUGAUGAAGCCGAGAUGAAGGCAGACUUGCUACCCUCGCGAAUUCUCAUCCCUGACAGCGUUGGGUUGAACCUGACAAAAGUGUAUCAUCAGAUUCGGUUUAGCAAAGGGACCCUGAAAAAGAAGGGGACCGUUCAACGAACAUACACCUUGGACGGCUGGAUGGUGUGUGUCGCCUGCGACCUAGACCAGCAGUUCAUCAACAGGAAGGCGGCAGACAAGGAAACGAAGACGGAGAAGGCACAACGCGAGUUCAUUGAAAACGAAUUCGACGUGCCGGGGGAUUAUCGCAUCGAACGUCUCUAUGCUAAGUUAACUUCCGCGAAUUGGAACAACUUCGAUAUGGAUAAUUCAGUAUUUCUCGAUUCAGACGGUAAAGUAAUGAAAUACGACGACUGGAAAGAUGAUGACGAUGCUGCUGCCUCUGCAUUUUCAAGUCUCUGUAGCUCCUGGGCUAGAGCUAUGAAUAAGAAGGGACUGACGACGCUGGGUAUCAAAGUCUCUCUACCUGACAAGGUUGCCAAGGAGCACCCUACAUUCACUCCCACCUCCAUGAUUCAUCAGAUCUACCCUUACCGAGAUAAGGAUGGUAAAUCCAGUACCGGCUUCACAACUCUCGGGAAUGCCAAUUGCCUUCUGUACCUUGAGAAGGUCGGGGGUGCCAAGCUACCUGACUCGAAACAAGUCGGCUUUUCAGGGAAUUUCUGCCAUCCUGCCUCAGGUCAGCUACCAGAGGUGAGCGGGUCAUUUCUCGUGACCCAACCGCUCUUCGUGGAGAAAUUCCUCCUAGAGCAGCUGCAGUCACUUAAUCAAGCAACGACUAUAUGGGUCGGGCCUCUAUACGGCAGUGCCAAUGGCUGGGGCUUCCCUUACGACUGCGGCCAUGACCCUGAUCACCAGUCAUAUACCAGCAGCGUCUUCCAGUUCCAGAAGAGUGCGGAUGGAAACAAGUAUACGUAUACGAGGAACAUUGACAAAUCGAAGGGGCCGGUAAACGAUCAGAACAUUGAUAACGGGAAGACGUGGUGGCAGUCGGAGCAUUGGAGCAAGGCCUCUUCAACAUUUACAUUAUCUCCCGGUACAGCAAAAAUGGAGCUCAAGGGAGAGUUCCAAUAUUGCCGCGGUAUCAAGAUCGCCAACAAUUCUUCCAUGUCGAAUCCCCAGCAUCACUCUCAUGAGCUGUACUCUGGAAAAUGGAACAUCGGAAUCACCAUGGUGACCGUGGACGGAGGAGUCGAGCUCGUCCUGGGCGAUUCGUCCAACAGCGACAACCCGAUGCACCUAGAGAUGACGGGAGAGAUGACGGAAUCCGAGUCUCUCAAAGCCUACCAUACCAACGAAACAGAGCUACGUGACGCCAUCGGCAAGAAUAUUAAACAGCGCAUGAAGGAGCUAGGAAAAUCCCUCACCAGUGGCGUCCAUAGCCCUGGGAGAUUCGUGUACUCUGGUGCUGGUCAGCUUGACUUUUCGAACCCUCUAUUUACCAACAAUGGAUCUGUGAUCGCUACGGUCACCUGGAAGCCUAUCCCUGCGGAGAAAAAGGUUCUCGUCAACCCCCUUAAGAAGGCGACGACAUCCACAUCGACUACGGCGCGGUAUGUGAGUCUGAAGAGUGCGAACAAUGUUAACAACCCGAUGAUUCCUCACCCAUCGAAGCUGGGCAAGCUUGUUGUGGCUUCCGAGUAGCGAAUGAAAGUGAUGCUGGGCAGUUAAUAGGUAAAGGUAGGAACGGGUCACGAGCGCACUUGAAGUCUCGAAACGCGGAUCUCGGUCUAAAGCAGGGGCCGAGUGAGGUGAGGCCCGAGAAACAGCAUAAGUGGGUAGUGAAGGGCAGUCCCUGGUUCGGCACAAGCUCGGGAGUGGAUUGGCUGAGUUGGGUCUUUCAUUGUGGUUAUGAUUCCCUGUAUUUGACACCUAAACAUGUGUCGUGAAUAUAGCCAAUACGGCUAUGGCGCGGGGUUGCAGUUAUAGCCUAUACAACCCUUCGCACUUCAAUGCAAAUCAAUCAGCCAAUAUGAUCAACUUCGCUCGCACGACCAAUCAUUGUCUUUGUAACCAGUUGUGAUCUAUGUGGCCCAUAUGAUCAAAGACGGUACAUGGUAAAUGUAGCCUUUGU
Molecule: messenger RNA, 2844 nt
Organism: Xylaria bambusicola
Lineage: Eukaryota; Fungi; Ascomycota; Sordariomycetes; Xylariales; Xylariaceae
Exons: 8
Coding region: 570-2414 (614 amino acids)
Source: RefSeq, a predicted model, not a curated record